This is a messenger RNA of Artibeus jamaicensis (Jamaican fruit-eating bat), 12704 nucleotides long. RefSeq names its product prune homolog 2 with BCH domain (gene PRUNE2). Gene Ontology annotation, molecular function: pyrophosphatase activity. The coding region runs from base 58 to 9339 and encodes 3093 amino acids. Gene Ontology annotation, cellular component: cytoplasm. The transcript has 20 exons. Gene Ontology annotation, biological process: apoptotic process. The record is from RefSeq and is a predicted model, not a curated record. NCBI's taxonomy places the organism in Eukaryota, Metazoa, Chordata, Mammalia, Chiroptera, Phyllostomidae.
CUCUCUCCCGACCGAGAUCUUCCUCUGCACCCUUCCGGGUAAACCUCUCGCAGCGAUAUGGAAGAAUUUUUGCAACGCGCCAAGUCUAAACUGAAUCGAAGCAAACGCUUGGAGAAGGUCCACGUGGUUAUUGGACAUAAAUCGUGUGACUUGGAUUCUCUCAUUUCUGCCUUCACAUAUGCUUACUUUCUGGACAAGGUCAGCCCACCUGGAGUUCUCUGUCUGCCAGUGCUGAACAUACCAAGAACCGAAUUCAACUACUUCACAGAGAUAAGGUUCAUUUUAGAAGAGCUGAAUAUCUCCGAAUCAUUCCACAUAUUCCGAGAUGAAAUUAAUCUGCAUCAGCUAAACGAUGAAGGAAAGUUGUCUGUAACACUUGUUGGCAGCAACGUGCUGGCGAGUGAGGACAAAACUUUAGAAUCAGCUGUGGUCAAAGUCAUCAGUCCGGUUGAGCAGAGUGAUGCUGGGCUUGAGUUCCGAGAGUCUUCCUCCUCCCUCGUUGUGAAAGAGAUUCUGCAGGAGGCUCCCGAGCUCAUCACUGAGCAGCUGGCUCAUCUCCUCAGAGGUAGCAUCCUUUUCAAGUACAUGACCAUGGAAUCUGAGAAGAUCUCAGGGAAGCAGGAAGAAAUUCUUUCUAUCCUGGAAGAAAGAUUUCCAAGCUUACCUCCCAGAGAGGACAUUAUCAACGUACUGAAGAAGAGCCAAUUCAGUGCUCAGGGUCUAUGUAUUGAGCAGAUAAUGCUGAAGGAUCUCAAGGAGCUGUCAGAUGGAGAGAUAAAAGUGGCCAUCAGCACCGUGAACAUGGCGCUUGAGAACUGUAUGUUUCACAGCAACAUCACCAGGGAUUUGAAAGCAUUUACACACAAGUUUGGUUUUGAUGUCCUCAUCCUCCUGGCCAGCUACCCGCCGGAGGAGCAGCAGCCCAGACGACAGCUUGCUGUGUACUCUGAGAACCUAGAGCUGUGCAGUCAGAUCUGCUGUGAACUGGAGGAGUGUCAGAACCCUUGCCUAGAGCUGGAGCCCUUCGAGUGUGGCUGUGAUGAGAUCCUGGUAUACCAGCAGGAGAACCCUUUGGUGACUUGUGACCAGGUGGUUCUCCUUGUCAAGGAAGUCCUCAACAGGAGGUGUCCAGAGAUGAUCUCCAACAGCCGGACGUCCUCCACAGAAGCCGUGGCAGGCAGCGCCCCGCUCUCCCAGGGAUCGUCGGGGAUUAUGGAGUUGUAUGGCUCUGACAUAGAGCCACAGCCCAACCCUGUGAAUUUCAUAGAGAACCCUCCAGAUCUCAGCGACUCUAACCAGGCCCAGGUGGAUGCCAGUGUAGACCUCGUUAGCCCAGAUAGUGGGUUGGCCACCAUUAGGAGCAGCCGUUCAUCCAAGGAGAGCUCAGUUUUCCUCAGUGAUGACAGUCCAGUGGGAGAAGGUGCUGGGCCUCACCAUAGCCUCCUCCCAGGGUUCGACUCCUAUAGUCCCAUCCCUGAAGGGGCAGUAGUGGAGGAGCAAGCACGGUCCAGAGAACAUGGGGAACACUUUGACCUCUUCAACUUUGACCCAGCCCCCAUUGUUUCUGGACAGUCCCAACCAUCUUCCCAUUCUGCUGACUACUCCCCAGAAGAUGAUUUCUUUCCUAACAGCGAUUCAUCAGAAGGACAGCUCCCCACGGGGCCUAAAGAACUCAAUGGGAUAGGGAUGGACAUGUCUAAUUAUUCAUCUGGUGUGCUUUUGUCGGAGGCUGGCGAAGAUAACCUUGUGGAGUUCGAUGAGGAGUUUGCCCAGAGACAAGAAAGUCCUGGGGAUAACUCUAAAAGGAAUGUGAGCUUGACUGGUUUUGUGGGAGAUGAAUCUCUUUCUCCAGAAAGGCUAAAAAAUAUUGGAAAGAAGAUCCCACUGACACCAAUGAAUAGCUUUGUAGAAAGCUCACCAUCCACUGAAGAACCAGGUCUACUCUGUUCCGAAGACAUGGCCCAACAAACAGUUGACACAGGGCCACCUCAGACUCGUGCACGGUGUAGCAGUUGGUGGGGUGGUUUGGAAAUUGACUCUAAAACUACUGCAGAUGCAUGGAGUCCCAGUGAACAGGAAUCUGUCUUCCAGAGCCCGGAAUCCUGGAGAGAUCAUAAGCCAAGCCCAGUUGAUAGGAGAGCCUCAGAUUCUAUAUUUCAACCAAAGAGUCUUGAAUUCUCAAGGGCAAGGCCCUGGGAGUCAGAAUUCGGUCAGCCUGGGCUGGGCAACAAUAAUAUUCGAGACCAGAAUGAGGAAAGCUUGCAGUUUCAGAACCUGCCCACUGAAAAGUCACCUUUGCCAGACGCUUCUCCUCAGGGAACAAACCAUCUGAUAGAAGAUUUCGCUGCUUUGUGGAGUUCCAAUCGCUCUCCCACGGCAAUGCCCGCGCCGUGGGGAAAUCCUGUAGAUGACCAUGAACCAGCUUCUGCAGCGUCAUUCCCGGCUUGGAGUGCAUUUCGUACAGACAAUGACACCAAGCCUCUGAAAAAUACCUGGAAUCUGCACCCAACGUGCGGUGACACACCUUCUGUGAGGGACCCGAGUGAGUGGGCCAUGGCAAAGAGUGGGUUUUCUUUUCCUGCAGAAGACCUUGCGGACAGUUUGGCCAGUGAGACAAAUAAUGAAGCAGCUCCAGAAAUCUGGGGCAAAAAGAACCAUGACUCUAGGGCUAAAUCCCUUACAUCUGGAAAUCCCAGGUCUGACCUGGAUCAGGCAUGGAAUAGCUCUAAGACAGCAAAGGAAGAUCAGGAUGGUAGCAUGGCUCCGAAAAUUAGAGGGAAUGUAUAUGAAAAGGUAGAUUCCUGGAACCUUUUUGAGGAGAGUAUCAAGAAAGGAGGGUCAGAUGCCCUAGCUCCGUGGGAAGAUUCCUUCUUAUCGUAUAAAUGUCCUGAUUACAGUGCAUCCAACAUAGGGGAAGAUUCAGUGCCUUCCCCCUUAGAUACCAACUACUCCACCUCUGAUUCUUAUACUUCACCGACAUUUGCUGGAGAUGAAAAAGAAACUGAAAACAAGCCAUUUGCUAAAGAGGGAGAUUUUGAGUCAAAGGAUGCUAACUCUAUUACCAAGGAGACGGAAACCCCUCCUCAGUCACCGCUGCAGCCACCUAGAAAUCGAAUUAGUUCAGGUCCUGGAAACCUCGAAAUAUGGGCUUCACCUCAUGCAGAUGAUAGUUCUGAAAGAAAUGCCACUCACAACCCAGAUAAAGACUUAUUCAAAACAGAGCCCACAGAUGAGAAGGACAUCUCCGUGGAGGAUGACAUUGGAGAGAGCAGCCGGUCCAGUUACGAUGACCCUGGCAUGAUGCAUCUGUACAACGAAACAAACCGGCAGCUCACCCUUCUGCACAGCAGUACCAACUCCCGGCCCACGGCCCCUGACAAUCUUGAGCUGUGGAACAGAGUGAUUCUGGAGGACACUCAGUCCACUGCAACCAUCUCGGAUAAUGACCUGGACUGGGAUGACUGCAGUGCAGGUGUGGUGAUCCCUGGUGAAGGUCAAGCCCAGGGAUACGUGGCUGAAGGUACUGAACCUGAAACCCGAUUUUCAGUGAGACAGCUAGAACCAUGGGGCAUGGAGUUUCAGGAAGCCAGUCAGGCUGACUGGGGACUUCCUGCUUCUUAUGAGCAUAGUGAGGACACUGUUUCCAACGAAUAUCACAUACUGAAUGAAAAAAGCGGACAGCUAAUCGCAAAUAGUAUUUGGGAUUCUGUCAUGAGAGAUAAUGACAUGCCAUCAUUAAUGUUACCAGGUCCAUCAUACGUUACAGAUUCAGAACAAAGCAGAUUGCCUCCUGAAACUCCCAGCUCAUCCAAAGAAAUUAAGGACAAUCACAGCCCAGAUGUGCUAGAAGCCUCUGGAGUCAGUGAGUCAGGAGCACUUGAUCCAGACCAGGAAGACACAUGCCAAGGAAACCUGCCAAGUAAUGCAGUGUCCCUGACAACCGGGCUUGAGAAUCCAGGGCACUUUGUAAGCUCAGAUCCAUGGAAAAGUCGCAGCUAUGGACAAAACGAAAGUGAGAAGGAAACCCACAGGGCCGUUGACAGGGCAUGCCUUAGCGAGGAGGAGGUGAUGGAUAGAGCCUCGGGGAAUUCUGGAAAAGGCCAACAUGACCAGGAAUGCUCAUCCCCAGUUACAUCUGAACAUGAAGAAAUCUGUGAUGAGUCAGGCAAAACCAGCUUCCCUUCAGUCCCGUCAACUCCUCAGACUGAGGAGCCCCAGAAGGUUUUCGAGCAUGAGAAGGGAUUUCACAGUUCAAACCCCUGUGACGUGCAGCCGGAGGUGUCCUCCAAUCACCUGCAGGCCAAAGAGACCUUCGGAAAGUACCUCAUGGAUCCCAGAAAUCCAGGUGAAACUACUGAAAUUUUGGAUAGGCCGAAUUUAACAAAAAAUGUGUCUCUACCUGAAAUGGAUCUUAAGAAAACUGAAGAAUGUAACAUUCUGGAGCCAGAGAGAGUAAACCAAGAGUCACCUCCCAAAUGUCCCCAGCGCCUUGACGUUUGGGGUGGCCCUACAGAUAGCGAUGUGCAGGUCAGAAGCACCAGUUCUGAGAUAGCUAAGGAUCCCGAAGGUACCAGUACUGAAAACAGCCCUCCAGCAGUCAGUCCAUUGGGAAAUUAUGACAGAGAUAGUCUUUCUAGUGAGUAUACACAUUCGAAUGCUUCAAGUCCUGACCUAAAGGAUUCUUCGGCUGCAUUGCUUUCGUGGGAUCAUGGAACCAAUACUGGGUGUCAGGAGGAGACUCAGGAUGAUUGGAGUGAACAGAAUCACCAAGAAUCUGGACUAAUUACUACUGAUGGCCAAGCAGAAGUCAUUACUGAAAUGAAAGAACUGGAGAAAAACAGAAAGGAUGGGUUAGAUCACAAAGUUUCUAAAUUUUUAGAGAUAUGGGAUGACUCAGUAGAUGAUUCCUUUUCCUCUUUAUCCAGCCCUGAAGUAGGCAAAUAUUCUGAAUACUCAGGUGCUUAUCAGGAAAGAGAUCUAGUGGUUAGCCACCAGGACAAAAAUGAUCGUGAUAUUCUUGACACUGUGCAGCCAGAGGAUGCCAAGUACAUUACAAGGAGCUCAGAUUCUGAUGAUGAGAGUGCAGGUGAUGAGGAAUCAGUGGAGAAAGAGAGCCAUUCGGCCACUUGCCACAUUGCUCAGAGUGAACCCAGAGCUUGGGACUCAUCAAAUGAACCUAAUGAGUUCUUGGCCAUGACAGAUCCCAAGCCCGAGGAAGGAUCUGCCUACACAGGGAGUUCGAGCCCAGCAGAGAAUGAGAAGACAGCAGACCCACUUUGUGACACUCCACAAAGCAGCCCCGAUCACUGGAAUUUCUCCCCACUAAAGGAGAACGAAAUACAGGUGAUAGCAGCAGAUAAGGAGACGAGAUCUUCAGAAAUAGAGAAGCUAGGAAAUAUCAUAUGGCAAAUCUCUCCCAAAACUGAGCCAAAGAAUGAGAACCAUUCUAAAUCAGAAAUGCUUGGCUUCUCAACUGAGAGCACUGAGUGGUGGAAUGAAUCACUACAGGAGGGGCAGCCAACUGAGGGUGCAUUUGAAAGGGAAUUAUCUAAAGGGGAAUUAGCUAACUCAGGUGGUAUGUUACAGAUGAAUUCUUCCAUCUACCAAAAUGUGGGUCCCUGGGGAGUACCCAUUCAGAGUGAUAGGGAAUCCAUGGAAGCACAUUGUACUAAUCCUUUCAGUGAUAAACAUCAGUCACCCUUUCUACAUAGUGAUGGGGGGAACUCCCAUGAGCAACUCUGGAACAUUCAACCAAGGCAGCCAGACCCAGAAGCUGAUCAGCUUAGCCAGCUCGUAAUAUUGGACCAAGUGAAAGGAAAUGAUCCCAGAGAGCAAACCUUCAUGGCUUCUGCUGGUGACAAACUCACUUCUGAAACACCCACCCAAGAGCAGUGUCACAAUACAGUGCUAUCCAUCUGGGAUCAGCCAGACCCAACAUUUACUCACAUUGAUGAAAAUGAAUGUGUCGUAUCUAAUGUCUCAACUGUUGAGUGUCAAGAAGCAAAUCAGUGGGAAGAAGAAAAAUCAUACCCCAGUGAAAUGACAAAUUUCAGCAUGGCCUCCGAUUUUCCUGCUGUCAGUUCUCCCCAGCUGAUAAAGAAGGCAGGUGCUGAGUGGGAUGAUGCCAGCCCCAGGGAGGGCUCCCGAAGCACGUUUGUCCCAGACAUCUUGCAUGGCAACUUUCAGGAGGAUGGGCGGUUGACCUCAGCUUCGCCUGACUUGUGGGUGGAUGCUAAGCAGCCCUUCAGUUUGAAAGCAGACGGUGAGAAUCCUGAUAUAUUGACUCACUGUGACCAGGACAGCAAUUCUCAGGCUUCCAAUAGCCCUGAUAUAUGUCAUGACUAUGAAGCCAAGCAAGAGACUGAGAAGCCCAUCAAUGCUAGGAUGGGACCUGAAGGGGAAGCCAGUGAGUUAUAUGUCACCGAGCCAAAGCUGGAUGAAGAACCCACUCAUGAGCCUGGGCAGGAAUUUGUUCCAGACGGUUCAGAAGUAUAUUCUGAAAACACAAUUCCACCACCUCCAGUCAGUGACCAAGCAAACUCAAAUGGCUACUCUCUGCUUGCUGCCUCGCACCGUGGUUCUCCUGAGCCUUCUGAAAUAAAAGGUGGAAACGACACAGGUUUAAAAGAUUCAGAAAAAGGAGCCGACCCAGAUAUGACACCAGUUUGGGAACCCACUGACAGAACACUCCCAAUGAUUAAAAAGGUGGGGACCACCAUUUUUGUAGGUCACCAAGAGCCAGCUAUGGAUGGUGACGGCUCUUGGAUCUCCGAGGACUUUUCUCCUGAAAGUCCGACAGAUGCAAGAGCCUUGCUGGACCUUGGGCAGCCUUUGACCACCGAGAACCCUGCCUCAGUUCCCAGUGCUCUUCUAGCUUCGGACAUUUGUCUGGAUGUAAGCGAAGCUGCCUUCGAACACAGUUUCAGUGAAGCCUCGGGUCUCAACACAUCCACGGGAACAAUAGAUGACAUGAGUAAACUGACACUAUCGGAAGGCAAUCCCGAUACACCAGUGGAUGGGGAUGCUGGGAAGCAAGAUAUCUGUUCGUCGGAAGCCUCAUGGGGUGACUUUGAAUACGAUGCCAUGGGCCAAAACGUUGAUGAAGAUUUAAUGAAAGAGCCUGAGCACUUUCUCUAUGGUAGUGACCGUCCCUUGGAAGAAGAUGCUCUGAAGCAGUCGCUGGCACCUUACACUCCUCCCUUUGAUUUGUCCUAUCUCACAGAACCUACUCUUGGUGUUGAACUGACAGAGGCAGCUGGGGCUGCAGAGGAUGAGUCUCUGGGGAGUGAAGCAGCAGAGAUACUGCUUUCUGCUCUUUCUGAUCAAAGAAGCAAGGAAAACCACACUGAGACCCAAAUCAGACAGCCUGGACGCCAGCUGGAGGUACUGCAUAUUCAUGAAGACCCUGAGUCACUCUCUUUGCCUGGGAGAGGUGGUGACUCCAGCGUGGAGUCGUCGCCCUCAAACAUUGACUGGGAAGUAGAAACAGAGAAUUCCGAUUCACCAGCAGGUGGAGACCUGGGACCAUCAAAUGGUGCCAGCAGGAGAAUAUUAGAGUUAGAAGAAGAAACAGUAAUUCCUACGGAAGAGUCGGAGCAGGUAAAACCAGAAUACAGAGAAGGAAGGUACACAGAGAAGAAGGAAGACCAUCCCGCACAACAUAUGGAUUACAUACUUGUAAACCACGGAGCAAAUUCACCCGCACAGCCAGAGGCCUGUGAAGCAAGAGGAAACACAUCUGUAUUGGAAGAGUUGCACAUCGAUUCCAAACAAAUGGGGCUGCCAGGAACUCAGCUAGCAAGCUUCCCAGACACCUGUCAACCUGACUCCUUAAAGGAAAGAAAAGAUCAUACUGCGGAGAGAAUGUCUUCCCAAGAUGAUAAGAGGUCACCACCCCUUGAAAGCCCUGGGCAAGAACAGAGUUGGAUGCUCUUGGGCCAUAGUGAGGUCGGCAAUCCAUCAUCAGAAGCUAAGGACAAAGGGCCUGAAGGGUCUGACGAGGCUGUGGAGCCCGCCUCUGCUCACGGCUUGGGCAACAGCCCCCAAACGCAGGUUCUGGGAGAAACAACACCUCUGGAAUCUUUAGCUCUAGAGGAAGCCUCUGGUCUGGGCAGCCAGUCUCGGAAGAGCCAGAGGCAGAGCCGAGGCGGGCCGAGCCGGGAUGCAGAUCCGUUGCAGGCUGUCACCCAUGACAAUGAAUGGGAAAUGCUUUCACCACAGCCUUCUCAGAGAAACCCAGUCCCUGAAACAGAAAUAGAGGAGGAGACGGAGUUUCUUGACCCCGGAACAAGGAAACCAAGACCAGACAGACCACUGUCAGAGGAUGUGGGAAUGGACAGCCCCUUCGAGGAGGGAAUGCUGAGUCCCGGCGCUGCAGACAUGAGGCCGGAACCUCCUAAUUCCCUGGAUCUUAAUGGCGCUCAUCCUCAGAGGAUCAAACUCACCGCCCCAAAUAUCAGUCUUUCUCUGGACCAAAGCGAAGGGUCUGUCCUCUCUGAUGAUAACCUGGACAGUCCUGAUGAAAUUGACAUCAAUGUGGAUGAACUUGAUACCCCUGAUGAAGCAGAUUCUUUUGAGUACACUGGGCAUGAGGGUCCCACAGCCAACAAAGAUUCUGGCCGAGAGUCUGAGUCCAUUCCGGAAUACACAGCGGAGGAGGAGCGGGAAGACAACCGGUUGUGGAGGACGGUGGUGAUUGGAGAACAGGAGCAGAGGAUUGACAUGAAGGUCAUCGAGCCCUACAGGAGAGUCAUUUCUCACGGAGGAUACUAUGGGGACGGCCUAAACGCCAUCAUUGUGUUUGCCGCCUGUUUUCUGCCAGACAGCAGUCGGGCGGAUUACCACUAUGUCAUGGAAAAUCUUUUCCUAUAUGUAAUAAGCACUUUAGAGCUGAUGGUAGCUGAAGAUUAUAUGAUUGUGUACUUGAAUGGCGCUACCCCAAGGCGGAAGAUGCCAGGGCUGGGCUGGAUGAAGAAAUGCUACCAGAUGAUUGACAGACGGUUGCGGAAGAACUUGAAAUCAUUCAUCAUUGUUCACCCAUCUUGGUUCAUCAGAACAAUUCUUGCGGUGACACGACCUUUUAUAAGUUCAAAAUUCAGCAGUAAAAUUAAAUAUGUCAGCAGCUUAUCAGAGCUCAGUGGACUGAUCCCAAUGGACUGCAUCCAGAUUCCAGAGAGCAUCAUCAAGUACGAUGAAGAGAGAUCUUAUAAGAGAAGUGUGAGACUGGAUGAAGAACUGAGGGAAGCAUCAGAAGCAGCUAAAACUAGCUGCCUUUACAAUGAUCCAGAACUGACUUCUAUGGAGAAAGAUAUUGACCUGAAACUGAAAGAAAAGCCCUAAGUGUUCGUGGCUGGGAGAAGAGGAUGCUUUUCUGCUCCAUGGUUCUGUUGAAACCUGUCUGCCUGAAAGAGACAGGGCUGCUCGUACUUUUUUCCACUUUGCACUACCUGGUGCCACUCUAAAUUUCUAAGGGGGAAAGCAGUAAGGGAAUCUGUUUACUCUGAACGUAUUUUAUGAAGUGGUGUGUAUUUUCCUAUUUUGCCAAUUAUGUGCCUCAAAGAUUUUAGUUGAACCUUAGCAAGAAAGUAGGACCUUCCAUUUCCAUAUUUUGUUACCCUUUGGUGCAGUGGUAUUUUGUCUCUUAGACUGAUAUUGAUCAAUAAGAUAACUUCGAUUGGCUAUUAAUUAUAAGUGGAAUUGCUUCCAUAGAUUAGCUGGGACUCUCCCUGGUGAUCAUUGUAGGUUUAACAUACACAAGGCUCAUCUCUCCCUGGAAAACUUGUCCCCAUGUCAGCCCACUUUUAAAAUCCUAAACUUGCUUAACACAGCCAUACACCAGACACAAGUUAAACCAUCAUCAGCUAAGUGCCCACUUGGUUUCUGUCCAUGGGAAUGAAUGGUCUCUAACUUCUAAAAGGAAAGCCAGGCUUUCUAGUUCACAGCUAUUUUAUUUUAGUAAACAAAUUGGGCAUCAUGUCUGUGAAUUGCUGUAUUUUGCUGUGUAUAAUGUACACCACGUUUUUGGCCCAAACUUUCAGGAAAAAAGUCUUUUGUUUUAAUUUUUUUAAAUUCAAUUAUUUAUUUAUAUUUAGAUACUUGCAUUUUAUAUUAUAAAGGAAUUUUAGCAUUUAUUUUGAACAUAUUAUGGUACAAGAAAUUUUAUUUAAUGAAUAAUUACAAAACACAAGAAAAGAUAUAAUACAUUUCAUGUGUAAUGCAUAUCCUUUUUUUUCCCCUCAAAAAUUUUGGCAACAAAGUACGCAUUAUACUUAGCAAAACACAGUAGUUUCUUUUUAAAAAAUCAUUUCUCCCACAAAUAUUGAAGACCUCUAUUUUGAGAAACUUUAGGAUCUUCAUCCAUAUUUUUGGUAGCUGUGCUUCAGAUCAUAAACUUAAUUCAAGAUGUUUUACUUUAAGUGCCAAGGACUCGAGGGUAAGGUGACCCACUUAAAAAUUAUUUGGUAACAAUCACUUACCUGAAUUUCUCUCUCACAUGCCUUAUAAAAAGUAAUCUGCUUUAAAACACUCUAAUCUGAUCACAGGUUUAAAAUUAAAUAUGAGUAUGUACUAUCAUUUGCAAAAUAUCCCUUUGCGAUUUUCACAUGCCCUUUGAAACACCAACGUGGUUUCAACUCUGUGGGCCUCUAGCAGAGGGGAUGGCAAACCACAGCCAAGUGUAGCCCCGCCUCCUUUCAUCUGGCCUGGUGAGGACUGCUUUCCUCCCUUUGGAUUGAAAAAAUUGUUUUUAAUAUUUCAUGACACAUGAAAAUCAUUCAACGUUCAUUGUUCAUUAAUAAAGUUUUACUAAAACACAGCCACAAAAAUUAUUUAUAAACUUUCUGUGGCCACUUUCCUACUAUAACAGAGUUGAGUAGUUGCCACAGACCAUGUGGCCUACACAGCUGCAAACAUUACAAUCUUCAUAGAAAAGGGUGCUGAGCCCUGCUCUGGCACACACAUCCUUUGCCUCACUUUCCUGUGUCUGUGUAGAUAGUCAUUUCUCUAACAGAAUGCACAUGUUAAGUCUGCAAACUAAUUUAGUCUUCAAAAAUAAAGUUAGGCAGAAAAAUGCAUGGCCUGACGAAAAAGAUGGCAUUUCCAUGACCCCCAGGGAAGCCUGCCAUCGAGGUUUUUGGCUGUUGACAGGCGUGGUUGAAAUCCUGACCUUACUCUGGGUACUAUUGUUGGUCUCUACUAUCUCCUAUUACUAAUUAGGUAGCAAAAAUAAAGUGGAAAGUGGGUGGGAACUACAUCCAGGAGAGCUUUCCAUAGUACUCUGAGCAUAAGCUUUGAAAUGCUCUGAAGUAGACAUACAGGUGACUGCAUUUCACUGACCUCAUUUGCUUCAUGUUGGUCUCCCACCCGCCUUCCGGACAGGCCUUGUACACACGGGCCGGCUCUCUCUCCUCCAUCAGCCAUAGUUAUCUAUGUUCCCUCUUGGUCCCUUUCAGCUGAGCAUCACUGAGCUGUGUUCUUUUGGGUGUUCUGCCUCAUAACAUCUGGUUUGUCUAAUAGAAAAGCCCUAGAGCAUGCCUUCUCUCACAGCCCAGCUCCACCUUUGGAAGCCCAUCUUAGUGCUGACCUAAGUAUGGUGACCCAAUAUUCCGGUUUGUUCACCCAUUGACUGCUGUUGCCCUGACAUAACUAUUAAUGAUGCUUCCUGCUGCUCGGUCGUGUCCCAUUUUGGAAGAUGAAUUACACAGUCCCCACAGCCACAGGAAGUAACGAAGAAUCCAGUGUUCAGCUUAAUGGUGAAGCCCGAGGACAUAGAGCUGUUGAUAGAGGGCUUUUGUUAAAUUCAGUCAGACAUGCAACAUGCUCACCAUUCACAUUUUCUUUGAACUUGUCCAGACUUGGCAUGGAAGACUACUCAUGUGGGAUUCUGUCUGAAGCUUAACCUUCCUACAUGGAAAUUACAAUCACCUUUCCCAAUCAAUGAUUUUAUUUGGGCUGUCCUAUGGGCUGUAGAACCACUCUGAUAGUUAGGCAUUUGCUAUUUUAUUAUCUAAAAAGGCAAAUUAAUUUAAUUGCAUGUGCUAGAGAAAAGCCACCAGGUAAAUUCAAUCCAAAUAAAUAGAAUCCUAGAAAACUCCUGGAAAAAUAAUCCCUAAGCAGAUAGGUAGGCAGAUAGAAACUCUCACACCAUCAGCUGUCUAAGUCUUGCAUUCUGAGCAUUCUUGCUUUGGUUCUGACUUCUGAGAACUGUUUUGCACUUUUUCUGUAGAUUUGUAGUUAAGGGAACCAAAGGGUUAUUGGGGCAAAAGUGUUGUUUUUCCAUAGUGGCAACAGCUCUUUGCUUAGCUCCUUGAUUAAGAGAAAGAACAAAAACUCUGCCCAGAAGAUAUGGUCAAGGAGUGAGGGCAAUAGCUGAGUGUGGAAGAAAAUCCUGAAGUUCCUAUUGAAGCCAUACAAUGUUUUAUGGGGUUAUCUUCUAAGACAUACUCCAAGAUGUGUGAGGAAGUCACUACUUUAAGCCUUUGUGUUACUAAGAUCUCAUUUAUGGUACUAUGUCUGCAACACUCAUCUAAAUCGCAAAGCCUCAGUAGUUUGCUCCCUUAGACACAUUUAUGUGUGCACAGAUUAAUCUUUUAUAUGUUUAAAGAUUUUCUACCAUCUGUUGAAUUAUCAGAGUAAAGUAUCUAUUAGAUUUUGGGUAAAUAAAGAAAUAAAUUAUUCUUAAAUAGUGUGGUUUAAUAUAAAAAUAU